GGGGGCGCUAACGUGCGCAAACUCAGUUUACCAGCUGUGAACAAAGACAGACGAACAAGUACGGCUCUGCUUUGUUGUUGAAAAGCGCCAAGAAGAAGAAAAGCUGUAUCAAUAUGGCGGCAAAACAGUGUGCAAGUAGCGAUAUUGCUAGUGUCGAACGGGUUGUCAACAGAUGGAUUGUCGAUUAUAAUUUAUCUCUGGCGCUGGAAUUAUUCAAAAAACAGCAAUUUAAGGACUUUAAUGAAGUCAGGGACGUGCUAAGUGCUGUCAUGAAUCGCCCUGUAGAGGCCACCAGUGACAUGCCAUUGAAGAUAAGAAUUCUACAAUUCCUGGCACGGAUAAACGAUGGGGAAAAACUUGACUUAGGCUAUGAUCCGGAUAUGCCAGUAUCCCCAUUGGAAUCCGCUCUAUUGAUACUUGAGAGCAUGACGGAAGAUUUUGUAAUUCCGCAGCAAGAUUGUGAAUACGCUUUUCACUCUCUUAAAGUCAUGAUUGUAGCAACUUUUAUAAAAAAUGGCAAAUUUGACAAAGCAACAGAGAUGCUCAACAAGCACCUUAUGGAGCCAGCGGAUCGAGUGAGAAAUAUUUUAUUGGGUCUCAUCAGCCGGAAGAAUAAAACCAGCAAGAAUUUUUGCUUCCAGUUGUUCAGGCAAGAAAUGCUGGCCUUUGUCCAACGGCUUUGCUACUUUGACGUUCCCUUUUCCUUCAGGGCUGCACAAAAGCUUAUCGCUAUGAGAUUUGAGGUGGAAGGAAGUGAUGGAGCAGAUGAAAAUGAUGAGGAGGAAGAGAUCAUUCCACCCCUGAACCCACAAAGGGAUCCCGUCCCUUUAAAGCCAUGUAAACCCCCAAUCAUCCAAAGAUCCAGAUUAGAAGCAGCUUACAAGGCUCUUGCAGAAGAUGAAAAAACGUUUGUCCAAUUGGAGCAAGAAGUGGAGACAGAGAUCCAGGACGUAGGCGACCUUCAUCUUGAACUUCCAUCAGAUUCUGAGACUGAACAGAACGAUCUGUGUCAGAGAAAAGUAUGCAGUCCUAUGGAAGCAUCUCCAGCAGAGCAGCCUCCACAAACAAACGGAGGCCCUCAAGUUCAAGCCAGGCUGCUGUCGAAGCAGCACUACACCGUGGCGCGGUUGGUGACUGAGCCCGACAGUCAGUUUAGCUCGCAGUACUCAACUGCGCUGGAAGAGCUUGAAACUGAAGCGGGGACAAAGAAUCCACCAAAGACGCAAGAUGAGUGCCGUGAAAAAGAGCAGCAGUGCCCUGUUUCUGACGACGAAACUGUCAUCCUCACACCGAAGCGCCCCCGACGAAGCAAGAAAACUGCUGGAAGAGCUGCAGCCCGUGUGGUUGAGUCCUCCGACAGUGAAGAUAACUUGAAUAAGAAAGAAAUGCGAGAGGAGACUCCUCCGAGUCAUCCUAACCAAUCAAAUUCCAGAAACUCAGAGACAUCAGAGCAGGGUGCAUCCGGCCUUCAGGAUGAUUACAUCACACCGGAAAAGAGACCAGUAAAACGACGCUCUACCAGUUCCUCAAGGAAGAAAAGAAACUCAGAGACAUCAGAGCAGGGUGCAUCCGGCCUUCAGGAUGAUUACAUCACACCGGAAAAGAGACCAGUAAAACAACGCUCUACCAGUUCCUCAGGGAAGAAAAGAAGCUCAGGGACACCAAAGCAGAACCCAUCCGCCCUUCAGGAGGACUGCAUCACACCAGUAAAGAGACCAGAAAAACAACCUUCGACUGCUCCUUCAGAGAAGAAAAGCAAAACUGACCAUAACAUAACCCCUGAAAUUGUGGGGGAAACCUCCGUCACAGAGUCUUCUUUGGAAAGCCCCCCCACUACAUCCCCUCAGCAGUCUGUCCCUCAAAUGAGUUCCACCCCAGAACAGGCUUCCUCUAGUACUAAAUGGAAAUCCCUGUACAAAACAGCAAAGGAAGGUAAGGUCACAUGGACCAGCGAUGAGGUAGAUUUCCUUCAAAAGGAGACAAGAUGCAAUGAAAGCUUCAGGUCAAACUCGGGCCUUAAGAGGAGGUGGACCGAAGAAGAGACACAAAUGUUGAAGGAGGGGGUGAAGAAAUUCGGAGAGGGCAACUGGUGUAAGAUAAGAAGUUAUUACGGUUUCAAAGAAAGAACAAAUGUCAACCUGAAGGAUCGCUGGAGGACGAUGAAAAAUCAGAAAUUGGUCUAAGACUGAUAUACUUUUUUUUAUUGUUUUCUUUUCUUUAAAUCUUGACUUUGUUUUCUAUAUGUAUGAGAGAACUGUACUGACCCACAAAACUCAUGAAAUCCUUUGGUCAAAGAGUAGUUGGUAAUGUCAUGAAAAAUACAGUAAAUUCCUUCACUGCAGACGUGAAUGUGGAAACAGAAAUUUUAAUUACAGGAAGAGGUAUUUAUUAAAUUCAAACAGAACCUAUUUGUUUGAAAAUCUGUAGGAAAUGAUUCAAAAUAAAUCCACCGACUGCUGAAUAUCAA
Messenger RNA from Oryzias melastigma (Indian medaka), 2467 nucleotides. It is a transcript of the gene terf2, whose product is annotated as telomeric repeat binding factor a. Lineage: Eukaryota; Metazoa; Chordata; Actinopteri; Beloniformes; Adrianichthyidae. Gene Ontology annotation, cellular component: shelterin complex; nucleus; chromosome, telomeric region. The transcript is spliced from 15 exons. The record is from RefSeq and is a predicted model, not a curated record. Gene Ontology annotation, molecular function: G-rich strand telomeric DNA binding; double-stranded telomeric DNA binding; telomerase activity. Gene Ontology annotation, biological process: regulation of telomere maintenance via telomerase; protection from non-homologous end joining at telomere; telomeric loop formation. Bases 114 to 2183 code for a protein of 689 amino acids.